This is a messenger RNA of Aphidius gifuensis, 977 nucleotides long. RefSeq lists its product as uncharacterized. Bases 183 to 977 code for a protein of 264 amino acids. The transcript has 3 exons. Lineage: Eukaryota; Metazoa; Arthropoda; Insecta; Hymenoptera; Braconidae. The record is from RefSeq and is a predicted model, not a curated record. Gene Ontology annotation, molecular function: sequence-specific DNA binding.
CGCUUUUGCUACAACAGUUCUAUGGUCACAUGGUAUUUUUGUUUAUAUUUUUUCAUGAUAAUGUGACAAGUCAAAAGAUAAUUAUUUAUUAAUUGCUAUUAAUUAAUGUGACGAUUUAAACUAUGAUCAUAAUAUAAUACAUUGAUAAAACUAUCAAUAAGUCUGCAUUUAAAACACGAAAAAUGGUACAAAAAUGUAUUGUUUCCGAAUGUCAAACAUUAAAGGGAAAUAAAAAUGGUAUUUCUAUUUUUUCUGUACCAAAGGAUCCUAAACUUUUUGAUGCUUGGAAAUCAAAUCUCCCAAAGCUAAGGAAUUCCCUGAGUGUAUCAAGUUUGGUUUGUGAAAAACAUUUUCAUCCAAGUGAUAUAAUGUCACAGUUUACUCAAAAAUUACCUUCAGAAACGUGGAUAUAUCCUCGUAGUAAAAAACGAUUGAAACCUAAGGCUGUCCCUAUAUCUUCAGACGUCUGUUCAACUUCAGAUAAUACAAUAUUUAAGGGUGAUAACGAGGCAAUAAAAGCAAAUGAUGAAGUACCAAAUGAAUCUAUCGUUGAUGCACCAAUUAAUCCUUAUGUUCAUGUAUCAAUUAAACCUGGUGUUAAUGUACCAGAUGAGCAUGAAUUUUAUGUACCAAUGCAAUGUAAUGCUCAUGAACAAAAUGACUCUGAUGUUCAUGUAUCAGAUGAGUAUGAAUUAUAUGUACCAAUGCAAUGUAAUAUUCAUGUACCAACUAAAUCAUCAUCACAUAUGAUACAUGCGUCAACUCAGACUGUAGACCAUGAAGACAUGGAAAUUGAAGAACUACCAACUGAACACAAUUUUUGUAAAGUGCCAUUUACUUUUGAUACUCUACUCAAUAACCUGAAUAAUAUAAAAUAUCCUGAAAAUUGCAACUGGGCUCAUACUGUAGCCCCUGAUAAAAAAAAAGUAAUUUUUGUAUCGAUUUCAAUUGACAAUGUUGGAUAUAUUGCCCGUUAA